AUGGACAACAAGACCACCAGGGAAUAUAUAUUCAUCAAAAGCCCUGAUGAGCUCUUGGGCUUCUUUUCAGAGGACGAAGUAGUUAAUAGCGAUAUAGAGUUCGUCUCAGUGUUGACUGACAUCGAUUUUGAUACCAACUCGAGAUGUCAUCUGUACUUCAAAAAUUUCCAGAAUGGCGAUACAGCGGAGCCAGACUACACCUGCAGGAUAACAUGUAAUACGCCUGCAACGCUGAACCUCACUCAGAUGACGCUGUCGCUAUUUUCUCAGCAUUUCGAUCUCGAGCUACCAGAUUUGGAGCAAGAGAACCAUUUCCGCAUGGAAGAUGUACACCUGGACAAACUGUGCUUCGUGAAAUGCAAGGGAAGUUUUGUAAGCCGCGGCAACAAGGGCGGGAUUUUUCUUCAAGGGCUUCGUCCAGUCGACCUGGCAGCUACGCUGUUCGCUGCCAAAGAAAAAGACAUGGGAAGUGCAGUAUAUGACAGUACACAAGCAAUAUUCGACAAUUUGAUCAAACUCAACUGCAAUUCGAAAGCCCAGUUCAAAUUUGUUAAACUAUCCAACCUGACCAACGAUAUGCGUCAAUACUUUCAGACCCGUCAGGAAAGCAUGCAAUUAAUGAAGGCAAGAAAUCCAAUAUAUGGCGUUGCAAGAGCUCACUAUGAUCACGACUCUCUCAAUGACUUUGAUUCACAAGUUUCUGACACAGAUCCUGAUUUCAACUCAGUUUCAUUCUUUCAUAAAUCUAGAACUGAUAAUGAUAGAGAGUACCAAUGCGACUCUUUCAUCAAUGACAGUGUUGGAAACUCUGAGAUUUCUCAACGCGAUGCCUCAGAGGUAAUAGACAUCGCAACAGCGGAUAAGGAAAGACUUCCAGCUUCUAAUAAAUCAAUACAACCUUCAAUACGAACUUAUCCACGAAUGAUACCCAAAGUUGAGGUAUCUUCUCCCAAAUUGAAUGCAGCAUCUUCUCACAACCCAAAUACUGCAUCUUAUACGCGGGACCAUCUUCAUCGUCCAUAUCGGUCCGACGUCGUGACAAACUCGCAAGUUGUCGAGAACAAUAUGCAUUCAAGCAACGGCACAACCCACAAUCCUACGAAAAAGCGGCGCUUUUCUGCAAUUACGAAUAAUGACAUUAACAGCAUGAUAUCUUUAGUAUCAAAUGCAGCCACAGACGAGAUACUGACGCUCGAGAUGAAAAUUGUUGGUAUGCGUAUCGAGAGGAAUUCGACAGGCCCUAGCGUCGCCAUUUUCUGUCAGGCUGAUAGUCAAGAGCUAGAGAGUGAAUCAAAAAUUUUGUACGCUGAUGUUAACUGCCUUGAGAUUAAGGCUCAUUCUUCUGACAACAUCCGGUGCGGUUCUGAUAUUAUCGACGCCGAAAGCUCAGAAAAGUUGAUGGAGAUACUGUGGAAUUAUUGCAAGGAAGAAAUAGCUGAAAUUAAGGUCAAGAAAGUACCGCUACUGCUAGGAAACGGGCACUUCACUUUUACACUUACACUGAGAUCGGUGUAUCUUAAAGAUUGGGAUAACGAUAUUGUUUCUCCUCCACUGACGCCCGGGCCAAGCCAAGUUGUCGUAUCCAGUUGUGAAUCCUCACAGGAGCUUAGAGACCCGCUCAAAACUUUUUCCAGUAUCUCGGUGAAGGAAAACCAAGUAGAAUUUUUGAAAACUUUCGGGCUGCUUGUCAGUGCGAAAAGGUUUGGCCCUAAAGUUACAAAAUUCGCGUUUACUGAUUUUACCUCGCACCCUAGAAACACACUUUCUGCUUUCGACGCUUUCCUUGGCACAUACGACAACCGUUUGGCACAAAGCCAGGCGUUCCCGUUUGUGAUCUAUAGCGAUCACCUUGCCGAAUUUGCUCGUCGUAUUAGAGAGAAAAUGGGUCUUGCGUAUCAAGAUCUUUUUGACGGCUACGAUAAUAAUUUGACACAUCGUGGUAUUGUCUGCAGGCUGGAACUCAAAGUCAAACUCUACAAUGGCGGGGUAGAUGGAAUUAUAAGGACCUGCGAUCCCGUUUUCGCUGAUGACGCAAGUCUCAGGCCUGACGAAAGGGCAUUUUUAUCGGCAUUCUACGCCAGGAGUAUUACUCAAAUUCCACAGUCGCUUCUAGUCAACAAAUUCGACAGCUACAGGUUGUUUUUCCCGAUAACCAUGUUCAACGGCCUGGUCGUCAUACGGCGUCAGAAUGGCCAAGACGCGGGCACAACUGUACCAAGGCUCGAAAUGUCCUCGUGGUCGAACCCAAUUGCUCAGUGGGAGCCUCCCAAUUUGAGCGCAGUUGCGGAAGGUCUUAAGAUUAUCAGUGGUAUGGAGCUCCCCGUAUUGGCGUCCGUUGGCCACCUCGAAAGUGCAGCGGUAUUUGAGAUGAAAGCUAAGAUUGUGGAUGCAUUUCAGGCUCCCGAAUGGCUAAUAUUUUACCUAACUAAUGACUACAUUACGCAAGACAUGCUGGACCCGCACCGCUUGUUACGGGUGGAGAUUCCCGGUGCGCGCAAUGUCGCAAGAUUCUACGGCGGUGGCACCUCUCGCCUUACUGGACAGGACAUCAUGCGCAUAACCUGUGGACAAGAGUUGACAUUCCGUCUGUCACCUUUCAAGGUUCCUGUUAGUUCGUCUAAACAGCUACGAGUGUGGUGUCCGAUAGAAUGCACAAUCUACGAGAUGAAGGCUGAGCUAAGUGCCCGUCAAGCUGCUUUAAAUGUUCACGUCAAGCAGGAAGACCAAAUUUCUGGUUAA
Messenger RNA from Lachancea meyersii CBS 8951, 2739 nucleotides. Lineage: Eukaryota; Fungi; Ascomycota; Saccharomycetes; Saccharomycetales; Saccharomycetaceae. The record is from the annotation of a GenBank genome assembly.